Melanotaenia boesemani (Boeseman's rainbowfish) is the source of this 1365-nucleotide messenger RNA. RefSeq names its product interleukin-17C-like. Gene Ontology annotation, cellular component: extracellular region. Gene Ontology annotation, biological process: inflammatory response. The coding region runs from base 41 to 406 and encodes 121 amino acids. Gene Ontology annotation, molecular function: cytokine activity. Lineage: Eukaryota; Metazoa; Chordata; Actinopteri; Atheriniformes; Melanotaeniidae. The transcript has 2 exons. The record is from RefSeq and is a predicted model, not a curated record.
GAACAGGUAUAACAGAGUGACCUCCAACCAGGUGGAGGGGAUGCGCACGUGCGAUCAGCUGAAGGAGAGCAGGGACACGUGCGAACAGGCGGUCGAUGAUGUGCUGAAAGGAGAAAAGAACGAGACGAACCUCCGGUCCCUGUCACCGUGGGAAUAUUGCAUCGACCGAGACGUGGGCAGGUUUCCAACCGAUAUCAGCAUCGCCAGGUGUCUUUGUCAGGGCUGCGUCACCGACCAGAGCAACAACAUGGACUACAACUCGGUGCCGGUGUGUGGUCAGAUGAUGGUCCUGUGGAGGAAGAAGUGCCCACAGAAUCCAGACAAAUAUGUGGUCAGAAAGUACUUCAUCAGCGUCCCUGUUGGUUGCACUUGUGUAAGGCCCGGCUACACCAGCAGUCACAAGUAGAAACUGCUCUGUUCUCGUUUGCACCCAUGUGAUUUAUUGCUCUUUGCAUCACCACAUAUCACUAGCUUAUGAUUGUUUGUGAAGCAUAUUUUAUCCAAAUAGGGCUUUCAGGAGGCUGCAGAUCUAAGAAAGGUUUUAAUGGAUGCUGGAGUAGAUCAUAGAGCCCCAACAACCAUGAGGAAGUUGCUGUAAAAAUCUAUGCAGAUCCAGCAGGUAACAUUACCUGCCAACAGCGUACCUGCUAACGUACAGCUGCAUGUUGGCAGGGCCGUUGGUGUGUCACAGUUACCUGCAUUAUCUACCUUAAAGACUAAAGUCUCCCCAUCUUAAACAGUCUGAAGCUUUACAUCUCCUGACCUACGCUGCUGGUAUUAUUACCGCCAGCAGGGGGCUCUGUCACCGUGAAACGUCACGCAGGUCAGCUUAUAAAUAUCAGUCCUUCCAGGACCUCCUGAUGUUGUGAUUGCUCAACAUCCUCGCAAAUUCGUCACCUCUUUCGUGCAUCUUUGACAGAUGUCAGCACGUCUCCACGUUAACAUACACUACCUCGUCAAAGUUUCUUCCAUCUUUCUGGUUAGUAGCCUGCAGAUGUGUGUUGCAUCUGCCGUCGGUGUUCAGGGAUGAUUUCGCUUCGCUGGUUGAGCGGCCACCUCGUACAGAGACCACAGUCCCCUAAAGGCCCAUUGCUGGAUGCAGAAGUUGGGUGGCUGGCUUUCCUUGUGCUGCUGUUUGAACAGUAGUUGCAGCUUCUAGAUCAUUCUGCUGAACAGUGACGUUCUCUCCCGGUUAUUUCAAUAAAGAAUGUGGACAUACAACAUGUCUGCAUACAACAGGGCUGCAUGGUGGUGUUUGCUGCAACAGCUCUGUUCUUCUUCCAAUGUAGCGUGGGUUCUCUCCGGGUUCUCCGGCUUCCUCCCACCAUCCAAAGACACGAUGUUAGGUUAACUGGUCGCUCUAAA